AUGAACUUCCAGUGCGGCCAGCGACUCUCUGCGGAGGCCACGGCCAGCCUUCCUAAUUGCGGCAGAGGGAUUCUGGCCCGGCAGAUGUCACCCAGGCAGGAGUCUGCCCUCCCCUCAGCCAAGCACCACCGGGGUCCCUGGGAUCAAGGCAGGCAGGAGGAGGACCCUGAAAAGUGGCACCUGCACUUCAGGGCCUUCCGCUGGAAUGGCUCAGACCCCGUGCGCCAGCUGCAGGAGCUGUCGGAAUUGUGCCAUCGCUGGUUGCGGCCUGACCUGCACUCCAAGGAGCAGAUCCUGGAGCAGCUGGUACUGGAGCAGCUGUUGAUCUCAGCGCCGGAGGAGCUGCAGGUCCUGAUCCGGGAGGGCAGCGUGCGGAGCCGCAGGGACCUGGAGGAGAUGCUGCAGGGCCGAGGGAGGCCUGUGCAGUCGUCCAUCGUCAUCUACCAAGGACAGAAGUUUCUUGUGCACAAUGCAGACAUGGAGAUGGACAGGAGAAGCAGCACCAUCAACUUGUCUACCACACGCCGGUGCUCAGAGGGUGCAGCCCAGCCCCACCAGAGCCCGCUCAGCCCACAACUGCAGGACCUGGCAGGGGUCGGGGGGUCAGCGGGGACCCAGCGAAAGGCUACCCUACCAAAGAUGACACCCGAGAAAGGGGACCAGGCCCAACGAGAGGAAGGGGACCAGGCACAACGAGAGGAUGGGGAGGAGGUGCCAGCAUCAGCACCAGAGCCCCUAGAGCCUCUGCUCCCAUUGGCUGUGGGUUCUGCAGUGACACUGGACGACAGGGAGCCCCGAGAAGAGGACAUCUCCGCCUCCGCUGAGGAGGGAGAGCACAGGAAGCGAAAGAAUCGAGAGGAGGAUCAAGAGGAGGCAGCCCCUGGCUCUGCCGCAGACACCCGGGCUCCUGAAAGAAGAGGCCGCUUGGAGGCUGCACCUGGAAGAAACACCCCCAGGAGGAGGAGGAGCUCGGCCCAGAACCUGUGCCCAGCCCGUCCCCAGGGAGGCGCUGGGCUAGACAGGGUGAUUGGGGGGCGCCAGGAAGCCCUGGGGCCUGCGGCGCACAGGUGUGGGGUGUGCGGCAGGGCUUUCCAGUAUCGCUCGCAGCUGGUCAUCCAUCAGCGGUCACACACGGGCGAGCGGCCCUUCAGCUGUGACCAGUGCCACAAGGGCUUCAUGCAGCUGUCCGACCUGCGUGUGCACCGGCGCAUCCAUACCGGCGAGCGGCCCUUCCGCUGCCGCCUGUGCCCCAAGGCCUUCACACACGAGUCCACGCUGCUGGGCCACAUGCGUGUGCACACCCGCGAGCAGCCCUACGCCUGCAAGCACUGCGGCAAGAGCUUCAGCCACCGCGGGAACCUCAAUGUGCACACGCGCAUCCACACACAGGCCAAGCCCUACCUGUGCCCCGUGUGCGGACUGGCCUUUCGCCAGCUGGGCACCAUGAAGCGCCACUGCAGGGUCCACGCCAAGGCCGGACACCAGGAGGGCUCUGCGCCCGAGCCGUCUAGGUCCUAG
Molecule: messenger RNA, 1518 nt
Organism: Cavia porcellus (domestic guinea pig)
Lineage: Eukaryota; Metazoa; Chordata; Mammalia; Rodentia; Caviidae
Product: zinc finger and SCAN domain-containing protein 5B
Exons: 5
Coding region: 1-1518 (505 amino acids)
Biological process (GO): regulation of transcription by RNA polymerase II
Cellular component (GO): nucleus
Molecular function (GO): RNA polymerase II cis-regulatory region sequence-specific DNA binding; DNA-binding transcription factor activity, RNA polymerase II-specific
Source: RefSeq, a predicted model, not a curated record